AUGUCUACGUUUUCAAUUGAUGCAAGCUCCCUGGCCAGUCGUUUUCUCGAAGACCUGCCUGCCAUUCUGACAGCCGCUCGGCAUAGUGAAAUUUGGGGUGUUGACUUGGAGAAUGGGGAACCCCAGAUACUAGAGAAGAUUUUACGCAAGUUUCUCGAUAAAAACUCUAUAUUGCCGUCGCUUCAACUCCCGAGAGCAAAGGCUUCGCUCAUUGCGGCUUUGCGUUGGCGACGGUAUAAGCAACCCAGAGCUCUUUUGCAAGAAGCAGAGUCUCUUCUCCCACGCCUAGAGAUAUGCCGCAUCACAGAAUGCGAAGGCCGAUCCGUACUAUGGGUCAGUUUGGAUGAGAUGGUUAUCAAAGGGCAUGCCCAUAUAUACCAAAACCUGGAGACAUCGAAUGGGAUUCUGAAAUUAGGUCUAGCUGUGUUGGAACUUAUCUCAUCUCGCCUUAUCCAUCUAGACACUAGCAUAGGCGGAUCAUGGGCUACCUGCGUGCUUGAUUUCAAGAUCCAUGCUCCAAAUCAAAGCCAGGGAGAGCGGCGGCCAUCCCAGAAGAAACUGAUCGGCGCCUUAGAGGAACUCACAACAUCCAUACGGAACUAUUACCCUGAAAUCUUUCACGACGUAUUCAUAAUCCAUCCCUCUGCCGAAUACCUCGCGACUCUAGAUAUACCGGAACGCCUUUUGGAAAAUACUAUACUCCUAGAAAACCCUGCGGACUUAGCUCGCAUUCUUGGCCCUCAGGUGCCGACUUACUACGGUGGCUCUGGCAAGCCACUAGCGGAGUCUGACUGUCUAAGUUCAGGCACGAAGACAUAUCCAGCAAGUGAUAUCGAAACUAGUGCACAAAAAGCCGAGACCCCAGAUUCGAAACCAAAGGAAGCAACUCUCGAAGGAGAAGUUAUCGCAGCUUCAACGACGAAUUCCGGCACCGAGCUUUCAGUCGCAGUGGAACUGGAGCAUCAAGAGCCCCGAUUGAUCUACUCCGAAACGAUCGGACCCCCAUCCGUUGUAUUCGAUCCGGACGACUUACAGACCGCAGAUGAUGUCUGUCCUGGUAAGAUGGGCGCGCGGCUUGUCUUUGCGGAUUCCGACACAGUGGUCAAAUUCGGCCACGGCGUCCGCUUAGCAGAGGCAGAAGCCUUACACCUGGUAUCUACACGUAUGAGCAUAGCGGUACCAAAGUUGAUAAGUGCAUACGUUCUUGACGGUGUCGGAUACAUUGCCAUGUCGUAUGAGAUGGGUGAGCCUUUUGAACACUACUGGGAUCGUGCGUCGGAGAAAGAACAAAACCGCAUAUUGCAACAACUACAUGGUUAUGUCAGUCAAUUGCGUGAGAUUGAAGGAGAUAGCAUCGGCGGAAUCGGCGGGGAACCAUGUCGAGACGGCAUCUUCGAAGCAGGCUACGGCGACCACACGCAGUACAGUUACGGGCCGUACCCGUCUGAAGAGAGCUUCAACGAAGGAUUAGUGCAAGCCCUGCGGGAUCGGUUGCCACAACAGGUGCUUCAAGGCGAAAGUGACAAGGAAUCGGUCUUUUUUACAGCCGAAUAUUUCCUGUACCAGAUGGUGAGGGGUCUCAAGAACCAUCGGAUCGUGCUCACUCAUGGAGACUUGCAUCCGGGGAAUCUUGUUGUGAGAGCGGAUGGUACUGUGGUUCUCUUGGACUGGGGUCUUGCUGGAUUCUGGCCCGAGUACUGGGAGUUCUAUCGUGCGUUGUUCACCGCAAGCUGGAGGAUCUCGUGGGAGCGGAUGGUGGAGAAAUUCGUGCCACCGUAUGAUGUCGAGUAUAGUGUGAUUAACAAAGUGUUUGCGGCGGUGUGGAAUUAA
Messenger RNA from Aspergillus calidoustus, 1830 nucleotides. Lineage: Eukaryota; Fungi; Ascomycota; Eurotiomycetes; Eurotiales; Aspergillaceae. The record is from the annotation of a GenBank genome assembly.